Messenger RNA from Ceratina calcarata, 552 nucleotides. RefSeq lists its product as uncharacterized. The record is from RefSeq and is a predicted model, not a curated record. The transcript has 3 exons. Gene Ontology annotation, molecular function: protein binding. Bases 181 to 531 code for a protein of 116 amino acids. NCBI's taxonomy places the organism in Eukaryota, Metazoa, Arthropoda, Insecta, Hymenoptera, Apidae.
ACGCAGGAUGGAGUAAAGAAGGGAUUCUAAAAUAAUCGCACAGUGUUUUAUAAACAUAUUUUACAAUAAAAUGUGUCGAUUGUUAAAUUCCCGCGCUACGUUUAAGUGGAAGUGCGCAUUGUUUGAUCGAUUCCUGAACUAUAUAGACAGUUGUUAGUAGCUUAGUUUAUUGAAUCGGUGAUGUUGAGUACAAAAUUUGAUCCUAAUAAUGAUUCGGUCGAGGAGCAGUUUAUGUGGAUUCUUAGAUUCGCGAGUGUCAGGAAGAUUAAAGAGUUUUUAUUAAAAAUCCCGUCGAUAGAAUUGAAUUAUCCUACGCCUAAUUUAAAUACACCGAUCACGUCGGCCAUCGAUCGAGCCGAUCCACAAAUCUUUACUUACUUGUUAGACAAGAGUUCUACGAGCUUAGACGAUACCAUUACUCAACCCUGUCGAAGAACUGCUCUUAUGUAUGCCUCCUUCGUUUCAAGAAAUCCUGAAAUACUGCAAAUCCUUGUGAAAAAGGGAGCGGAUUUGGGGAAAACGGAUAUGUAAGGCGCAGAAUGCAUAAAAGUA